GUGCCAGCCACACUUCACAAAUAAACACACAUUUCUAUCACUCGAUUAGAAGUUUGUGUCGGGCCAAUCGGAAAAUUUAGAUAUAGAUUUCCAAUUUACAUUUUAAGUAAAAGUAAUUUCACUAGAGAAAAAUAAAAUGGUUUUGCUUAGCAACAAAGGCUUUCUAGCUCAAUUAGUCCUGUUGAUCCACAAUGCAAAUAGUAAAUCGGUACCGUUCACAUUGACAUUCAAACGAUAUGAUGGUAACGAUCGACCAAAACCACGCGAAGGCCGACCUCCAUUACCACUUCCAGACGAAUACAAAUGCUUGAUCCGCGCAAAAUCAUCAUCAAAAAAACUAUCAACAGUCGUAUCACAAGAUGAUGUGCCCAAAAUAAUGGAAGAAUAUAGUAAAAUCUUGAAAAAUGGCAUGGACAAUCUGAAAAAAGUGAAACGGAAUAGAAACAAAACGAAAGCAGCUCAAGGCUUAUAAGAUAUAUGCAUAAAUAUCUAACGCAACUAACACGCUCUUUAUCACAAAACAACAUUUUUCUCUUCUGUUAGGGAUGUGAAAAUUUAUUUUCAUUUUUAAGUUAAACACACAUAAACAAUCAAGAAUGUGAAACCAACAACCGAACACAUAAUUAGAAUCGAUUUACUCUCUU
Molecule: messenger RNA, 644 nt
Organism: Contarinia nasturtii (swede midge)
Lineage: Eukaryota; Metazoa; Arthropoda; Insecta; Diptera; Cecidomyiidae
Gene: Srp14
Product: signal recognition particle 14 kDa protein
Exons: 3
Coding region: 137-472 (111 amino acids)
Biological process (GO): SRP-dependent cotranslational protein targeting to membrane
Cellular component (GO): signal recognition particle, endoplasmic reticulum targeting
Molecular function (GO): 7S RNA binding; endoplasmic reticulum signal sequence receptor activity
Source: RefSeq, a predicted model, not a curated record